Daldinia loculata is the source of this 1167-nucleotide messenger RNA. RefSeq names its product oryzin precursor. Gene Ontology annotation, biological process: proteolysis. The coding region runs from base 1 to 1167 and encodes 388 amino acids. The record is from RefSeq and is a predicted model, not a curated record. Lineage: Eukaryota; Fungi; Ascomycota; Sordariomycetes; Xylariales; Hypoxylaceae. Gene Ontology annotation, molecular function: serine-type endopeptidase activity. The transcript has 4 exons.
AUGAGAUUCCUCGGCGCACUCCUAGCAGUUCCUCUUGCUGUCCUCGCGGCCCCUAUCCUAGAGGCCGACGGUGAAGCGAUCCCGGGUAAAUGGAUUGCCGUCCUCAAGCCGGCUAAUACGACCGGUGAACUCUCCAGCACAGUUGCGAAUAUUUUAGAUGGGAUAGCUCCCGAGCACACCUACGACAUAGGGAGUUUUCAGGGGUAUUCGUUCUCGGCUUCCGAUGCUGUGAUCAACUCGCUUGCGGAUGUAGAUGAGAUCGCAUACAUUACGCCCGACACAAAAGUCAGCAUUGCGUCCCUGACCUCGCAAACCUCGGCGCCAUGGGGUCUCACUAGGAUCUCUAACCGGAAGCCAGACGCCUCCGAGUACACGUACGACGAGUCUGCCGGCGAGGGCACGUAUGCGUACAUCCUCGACACAGGCAUCUUCGUCGAUCACCCCGAGUUCGGCGGGCGUGCUUCGUUUGGCGCCAACUUCGUGCAGGGUAACAAUAACAACACCGACGAGCACGGACACGGCACUCACGUUGCCGGCAUCAUUGGCUCCGCAACCUACGGCGUGGCCAAGAAGAUAAACCUGAUUGCCGUAAAAGUCCUUCGUCCGACUGGCACUGGUGAUGUCAGUCAAAUAAUCGCAGGCCUCCAGUGGGCCGUGAAGGAUGCUAUCUCGAAUGGAACAAUCAAAAAGGCAGUUGUCAAUAUCUCACUUGGAGCUCCAAACAGAAACCCCGAAGCUCCUCUUAACGCGGCGGCAUCGGCAGCGGUUAAGCAGGGCCUAUUUAUAGCCGUCGCAGCCGGUAACGACGACGUGGACGCCGGGGGCUUCACUCCCGCUAACGAGCCUACUGUCUGCACGGUUGGCGCUACCCAACGUAAUGAUACCCGGGCGUAUUUCUCGAACUACGGCGAUCUAAUCGACGUAUUUGCGCCGGGAGAAGACAUCAUUAGCACGUCCAACAAUGGCAGCACGGCGAUCCGGUCAGGCACUUCCCAAGCCUCACCGUAUAUCGCCGGGCUUGCCGCCUACCUGUUAGCCCUUGAGGGCCCGCGUGAUCCCCUUGCUCUAUGUAGUCGCAUCCAGGAGCUCUCUACCAAAGAUGUAGUGGUAAAUUCCAGGUCUAAAAACAACAACGUAGCAAACAAUGGGGUCGAACAAAGCGGGUAG